Photinus pyralis (common eastern firefly) is the source of this 1905-nucleotide messenger RNA. Its product is annotated as aldose 1-epimerase. Lineage: Eukaryota; Metazoa; Arthropoda; Insecta; Coleoptera; Lampyridae. The record is from RefSeq and is a predicted model, not a curated record. Gene Ontology annotation, molecular function: aldose 1-epimerase activity; carbohydrate binding. The coding region runs from base 650 to 1762 and encodes 370 amino acids. Gene Ontology annotation, biological process: beta-D-galactose catabolic process via UDP-galactose, Leloir pathway; glucose metabolic process. The transcript has 7 exons.
GCAAUGAACUAUUUCAUUAUGUUCAAUUUCGAAAACGUUGUAGACUGUUUUUGGAAAUAACGCAACUAUGGUUUCAAUGUGGGUAGAGAAAGGUAUAUGUAUAAUAGCAGUGGACCAAGCACUAAACCCUAAGUUACAUCAUAUUAAUUCGCGUGGUUUAGGUUUUCUAUGUUGCAGUCUGUGAGAUAAAUAGAUGAAAAGCAGUUAAAGUAGCAGAUCAAUUUGAAUUUAUUACUCGACAAUCGUGUCUGCGCAGUCAGUAAGAUAAAUAGAAUUUAUAUUCAAAUAUUUGUAUGAUGUGUUGCCUAUACCCAUGGAGUAAAGUGAUAAAAAAAUAGUUGAACGAAGUAAGCAAACACCGGAAAAAAGUGGUAGAUAGGGAAGCACAUUUGGCGGCAGUGAACUCCACCUUGUUUUUAGAAUUCAAUGUUUGGCGGUAAACAUUGGCGCGCAUCUGGCAACAGCGCCAGCCAAAUCGCUUCAUUUCAAAGCCGCAAUUUACACGUAAAUAAAAAUAAAACAGUUUUUUCUCAACUUGUUAUCGCCCUUAUCUUUCCACAAGGACAAUAAAUAGAAGCCAUAAACAUGUCUACACUUAGUCAUCUUAGGUCUACUCGCACCUUACCAUUUGCCGAUAACUAUUGCAAAAAUGAACACUGCAAAAAUUAUACUGGAGGAAGACGAGUUUGGUUUAUUCACUGACAAAACAAGCGGAAAGUCGACACCCGUCCGAAGGUUUACGUGGAGAAAUAAAAAUCGUGUGACCGUCCAAGUGAUUACCUACGGAGCGACUAUUACAUCAAUUAAAGUUCCCGACAAAAAUGGGGCGAUCGACGACAUUGUCAUGGGAUUCGACGAUAUGAAAGGAUACCUCAACCCGCUAAAUCCAUAUUUUGGAGCUACCGUCGGUCGAGUAGCCAAUCGUAUUGGCAACGCCACGAUCAGAAUAGAUGGGGUUCAGUACCGUGUCACCGCGAAUUUAGGAAAUCACACCCUGCACGGAGGCCUGAGAGGAUUUGAUAAGGUGAACUGGGAUUAUUACGUCAAUGGUACGAAAGUGAUUAUGAGUUACACCUCCCCUGAUGGAGAGGAGGGGUUUCCAGGAGAUGUCUUAGUUAAUAUCACGUUUCACUUGAACGAUCAAAACGAAUUUUUGGUAAAUUUCAAAGCAACUUCUACCAAGCCGACGUACGUAAAUUUGACGAACCACUCAUAUUUUAAUUUGGCCGGUCACGAAAUGGGCGCGACAGAGGUGUACAGGCACCUUAUAACCAUUAACGCCAAUGAAACGACUGAGGUUGAUGAAAAUUCCAUUCCAAGUGGUAGAUUGUUGUCGGUAGUCGACACUCCGCUGGAUUUACAAAUUCCGAAAGUGUUAGGCGACGUUAUACACACUAUUCCAAAUUACGAUGGGUAUGAUCACAAUUUUUGCAUCAAUAAAGGGACCGAUCAGGGUAUUGCUUUUAUUGCAAGAGCUUUACACCCGCCGAGUGGAAGAGUAUUAGAAGUAUAUAGCAAUCAGCCUGGUGUUCAAUUUUACACGUCCAACUCCAUUCCAGGUGAUCCUAAAGACGAUAAAGGGGAUCAAAGUAAACGGCUGAUAGGUAAAGGAGAAUGCGUUUACCACAAACAUGGCGCCUUUUGUUUUGAAACGCAGAAUUGGCCUGACGCCAUCAAUCAUAAAAACUUCCCAAAAGCUUCACUGUACCCUGGAGAAACGUAUGAUCAUACCUGCAUUUACAAAUUCUGGAUUAAACCAUGAUGUAGGUAAAACACACUAUUAUCAUUGAAUAAGUAAUUUAAAGUUAAUUAUUCAACGCUAUUUUGUAUAAAUUUAAAAAAAUAUUUAUUUUAUUUUGAUCAUUGAAACAAAAGUUUUAUUUAGAAUAAUAUAUUCACAAUUUU